Messenger RNA from Triticum aestivum (bread wheat), 2075 nucleotides. RefSeq names its product F-box/kelch-repeat protein At1g55270. The coding region runs from base 240 to 1523 and encodes 427 amino acids. Gene Ontology annotation, molecular function: protein binding. The transcript has 2 exons. Lineage: Eukaryota; Viridiplantae; Streptophyta; Magnoliopsida; Poales; Poaceae. The record is from RefSeq and is a predicted model, not a curated record.
GCUCUCCCACAGCCUCCUCCCCACUCUCUCUCUCUCUCUCUUCCCCCACCCACCCCCUGUUUCUAGAAGAAAAAAAGUCUCCCUUUCCCCCCUUAUCCGCCGGCGACGAGCUCGAGCGCGGCGCUCGAGUUAUUUUCUCCUUCAGUCGGCGGAGGAAGAGGCGACGCCGGCGGAGGCGGAUCCUACGAGCGCGGACAGCAGCGGUGGCGGGGGACCGGGACGCGCAGAUCAGGCAUCUCAUGCAGCGCCGCCGGCUCGCGGAGCAAGAGGGAGAGUCUGUCUCUUGCUACUGCAGGGUAGAUGGAGGCCUUAAAACUGUCGUCAAUGCUAGAAAGUUUGUCCCUGGUGCUAGGCUGUGCAUGCAACCUGAUGUCAAACCGAACAAGCGCAAGUCAAGGAGCUCACGCAAGGAGAGGUGCCGAACUCAGGCGCCGCUUCUGCCUGGCCUUCCUGAUGACCUGGCUAUUUCAUGUCUGAUGCGGGUUUCUCGAGCUGAGCACCCUAAUCUUCACUUGGUCUGUAGAAAAUGGAGCCGACUUUUAUCUGGGAAUUAUUAUUACUCACUGCGGAAGAAAUGUGGCAUGGAAGAAGAAUGGGUUUACGUCUUCAAAAGGGAUCGUGAUCAGAAACUAUCUUGGCAUGCCUUUGAUCCAGUGCACCAGCUCUGGAGGUCACUUCCUCCAGUUCCACCAGAGUAUUCGGAAGCCGUGGGCUUUGGUUGCGCUGUUCUCAGUGGCUGCUAUUUGUACCUAUUUGGUGGCAAAAACCCAGUACGGGGGUCUAUGAGGCAUGUCGUGUAUUACAAUACUCGGACAAACAAGUGGUACCGGGCUCCAGAUAUGCUACGGAAGCGGCACUUGUUUGGCUCUUGUGUCAUAAACAACUGUCUCUAUGUUGCCGGUGGGGAGUGUGAAGGGACACAGAGAACUCUAAGAUCUGCUGAGGUUUACAAUCCGAACAGGACUAGAUGGUCUUGCAUCACUGAAAUGAACACAGGAAUGGUGCCGUUCACUGGAGUUGUAUAUGAUGGCAAAUGGUUCCUAAAGGGACUUGAUUCUCACCGCCAGGUUGUGAGCGAGGUCUAUCUGCCAACAUCCAACACGUGGUCGACCACUGGUAAUGCACUGGUUGCAGCCUUGCGGAAUCCAACCAUUUCCUUUAAUGGUCGUCUUUAUUCAGCGGAUUGUCGGGAUGCCUGCAAGCUAAGAGUUUAUGAUGGGGACAUAGGAUUGUGGACAAGAUUCAUGGACAGUAGACGCCAUCUGGGCAGCUCACGAGCUUUUGAAGCCGUGGCUUUGGUCUCACUGAAUGGAAAGAUCUGUGUUAUCCGUAAUAACAUGGGCAUGACCCUUGUUGAUGUCUGUGACCCAACAAAAGUUAUUGAGAUGGAGAGUGCCCGUGUGUGGGAGACUUUUGCCCGGAAGGGCCACCAGCACAGGUCUUUGAUGGCUAAUUUGUGGUCAGCAAUUGCAGGUCGUAAUUUGAAGGCCCACAUCAUACAUUGUCAAGUUCUCCAAGCUUGAAUGUAUCUGCCUGUUUAGGGGAAACAUGUUCAAAUGUACUUGUUUUUUUUUUUGCGGGAAAGAUGCUCAGAUUUUUAAAGAACCCCUCGGCUAGAACCUGGAAUGUGGAGUACCCCAGCAUUGCUUGUAGGGAAGACACACCAUGCUGCCAUAUUUAAUAUCUACUGGUUGCAUUCCUACAAAUUCUCCGAGAUUUUGACCAAGUUGCAUGAUGUUUAUGAAAGAGGAGAGCGGAGCUGACGGCAGUCUUCAUUGUGAGAUGAACAGGAACCUUCCGUAGCACCAAUUUUGGUUGGCCGAUGCUGCUGGCGAUGGGCAGCAGAAGAUUUCACUUGAUCCUCAUGUCCAUGGAUGUGUUUUUCUUGCUUUUUGGCAGAUUAGGCAUGCCAAAAUAUGUGCUGUAGCAACAGACUAGACUCAUGUAAGAAAUGUAAUACAAGUGUCUUUGGUUUGUGCCAAAACCAACCUUAGCAACAAGUUUUGUUUGAAUGAUUUGGGCACAAACCAAUGCUCACCCUAGAUCAAUCUUAUGUUUAUUAUGCUUUGGAAUCA